AUGACAAACUCUUCAACAAAGGCCACACAAGGAUCUGUUCAAUCCGAGAGCCGCACAGACAAGAUCAAUGGACUGUCUUCCAGUCAAGCCACAGCCCAAGAUAAGCAAAUCACGAUGAUCAGAUUCGUGAGCGACCUGUACGUGCCUGUUUCCGCCCGUCUUCAGGACCCACUGUAUGUGCCCGGAAGCCACAUGCAGGACAGUGUGAGUUUGGGCCGUCUCACGAACCGCCCGCGGCCCCACUCCUCCACCGGCUUUGAGGGCAUCGGGGCCCAGUUUAUCGACUCUGGCCUCGGCACGAGUCGCUAG
Molecule: messenger RNA, 309 nt
Organism: Fusarium proliferatum ET1
Lineage: Eukaryota; Fungi; Ascomycota; Sordariomycetes; Hypocreales; Nectriaceae
Exons: 3
Coding region: 1-309 (102 amino acids)
Source: RefSeq, a predicted model, not a curated record